AUGGUGAAUGGGGGAUGUAUCUCAUUCUGUUCAGAGAAGGAAAGCACUCCUGAGCUGACAGCAGAAGGAAACUUGCUGCGCUGUAGACAGAACCUGCCAGUUCAGCCUGGAGCCCAGUACCACCACAGCAGCCACUGUGAACCACCCACACAGAACCUUCACCUGCAGGAAAGCCCCCAUCGAGACACCAGGUCUGCUGGCUUUCAGACGGAUCUCAGCUCGUCAUCUCUGUCCGGCGGCAUCAAUAGGUGUCAUGCGUUGCUGUCGUACCCCAUCAAACAGGAGGGCUACAAGCUGGGAUCGGCCCUGGGCGACUUUUCAGGAGGGAUGGGAGCAGGUCGCAGGGAACUGGACCGUCCGAGCAGUGGUGGUGGUGGUGGUGAAGGUAACUUAGCAACAGUUCUGUCGUUGUCGGCAAUGGCAGUGACUGUGUAUCCAUUUAAUAAUGAAGAUGGCUCCUCCCCGCUUGCUUUGUCCCUGAGCUCGCGUCACUCAGCAAGGCCGAAUGCGAGCGGACUGAAGAAACGCUGCCUCUCAGUGGACUCCCAGUCAUCCACACAGGGAAUCGAUAUUGCCAGAAACAUCUGCUCCUCCCAGAUGUCCUGCGUUAACGGCCUGCGCACCAAUUCAUCGUCGCCUAACGCCGCCACGUUCUCCCACAAGCCUCUCCCCACACCCAGCCCUCAGCUGCCUUCACCUUCCAGCUCGUCCUGCCUCCUUCCCCUCUCCUCUUCGUCCUCGUCCUCCACGGUGUCGCCGGUGGAGCAUUGUGAGGACGUAGGCUCCAUGCAGCCGGGGCCCGGCGUGGGUAGCUGCGAUGGGCUUGGACUUCUCAUACAGCCCGGCGUUGUGCUGGACAGCUGUAUGCCGACACUGAAACAGGAACCGGUGGAUGAGUUCUCUCCAAGUGAGGAGGAGCUCUUUCAGCAUCACUAUCACCAUCUGACGAGCCACGGAAGCCACUGCGGUGGGCAUUCCCACCAGCACCACCACCAUCAUCACCAAACAGGCCCCCCACGGCCACCCAUGCCCCCUCCCUACCACCUGCACCAGUACAUGGGCUCCGGCCCAGGAGCUCUACUGAAUCUUCAGAGCCAGCAACAGUCUCCACCCUCAGGCCUGCUGGCACCACCCAAGCCCACAGGCCUGGUCGAACAGCAGGUGUGCGACAGGGAGGAUGUAUUUAGCGAUAAGCAGGUAUGCCGAUGGAUUGACUGUAGCGUGGCGUAUGAGCAGCAGGAGGAGCUGGUUAGGCAUAUUGAGAAGGUCCACAUCGACCAGCGCAAGGGCGAGGACUUCACCUGCUUUUGGGCCGGAUGUGUCCGGCGCUACAAACCCUUCAACGCCCGCUACAAAUUGCUCAUCCACAUGAGGGUUCACUCUGGAGAGAAACCCAACAAAUGCAUGUUUGAAGGGUGUAACAAAGCUUUCUCACGGCUGGAGAAUCUGAAGAUUCACCUGCGGAGUCACACAGGAGAGAAGCCGUACAUGUGCCAGCAUCCAGGCUGUCAGAAAGCAUUCAGCAACUCCAGCGACAGGGCAAAGCACCAGCGCACACACCUGGACACUAAACCAUAUGCAUGUCAGAUCCCAGGCUGCACUAAACGCUACACAGACCCCAGUUCCCUCCGCAAACAUGUGAAGAUCCACUCCGCCAAAGAGCAGCAGGCCCGUAGGAAGGGCCUUGGCCUCUACGCCGGCUCCAGCACGACACACAAUGGAGCCCCACUUGAGUUGCUCUCUUCUGGACUUGACCUGCCCCCCAGGCAGCCCCGCCUGGACCGCGACAUUGGAAGCCCCCACCAUCUCUCCCCGUUGUCUGGCCUCGAGAACACCCGGGAAGGGUUGUCUGGAGCUUUGCUGUCUACAGGGAUCAAUCUGCUGAAGGCCGCUACAUCUCCUCCACCAACACUAGAGAAGCAACAGAACUCCUCUUCCAGCCAGCAACACCUCCACACUCACCAUAAACCCUACACCACCUUCCACAACCUGCCUUCAAGUGAGGAUUACCGUGGCAACUUUCAGAGCUGCUUCCAUUUUGGCGACGGCUACAGAAUGGACCAGUCCAUCAGUGGUGGCCAUCAACCUGCAGAGUCCCACAGCUUCAACACAAACCCACACAACGGUUUCCACAUGAGCUGUUCCACCAGCACCCCUUCCACAGGUUUCAGCUUGGUGUCGGACAUCAUAGGAUCAGGUUGCCAGUUCUCACCGGGCACAGAGGAGAGUGUUUUCUUUCAGGUGGGUGGCUUCGAUCGCAGCUUGAGCCAGAUGUCAUCAGUGUACACAGAGACAUAGGACCAGCUUACCUUGUCGGCCAUCAACACAAUUGUCUUCUUUCAGACCAAACACUUUUUAAAAUUAUUUUCUUUCGUCUAUGCAGUUUCAACCUGUCAAGAGUUUACAGUUUUUCUCAAAAUUCACUUUUUUUUAAUUUCCCUAAAAUGCAUGGUUGGAUCACUUCAUUGGACUGAAAUAUCUGCUUCCUUUACUAGCCGAAAAGCUGCUAUUCCAUGACAACGAAGGUUAAAUAAUGAGGGGUUUGUGUUGUGGAGUGUUUAUUUGUGGGAUGUUAUGAAAUUGCGGUUUUUUUCACAGUAUUUUGAACGAUAUGUUCAAAGUCUCAUGAGAUACUCCCUUGUCGUCAUCACGGCAUCACUAGUCUUAAUAAAUCCAGCUGGUCAGCACAGAUCCAAUUGUGACUUUGGAACGGUUUAAUAGAAACUUCAGAACCACCACAGCUCAUCAGUGAUUAGUUCCACAUUUCCUUCUCAGAGCUCUUUUUCUGAUUUGUUGGCUGUUGUGUUGGAUACAAUUAUUUAGUGUUGCUGUGUUUUGUCAGUGAAUGUUUGCAAAUGUUUGUAUUGCUUUGUCAUUUGGUUGUCAUCAUCCCAGAUAAACAGAGUUCUUUAUUUUGUAAUGGUUGAUGGCUUUAAUAUCUA
Molecule: messenger RNA, 2942 nt
Organism: Sinocyclocheilus grahami
Lineage: Eukaryota; Metazoa; Chordata; Actinopteri; Cypriniformes; Cyprinidae
Product: zinc finger protein GLIS1-like
Exons: 10
Coding region: 1-2298 (765 amino acids)
Biological process (GO): regulation of transcription by RNA polymerase II
Cellular component (GO): nucleus
Molecular function (GO): RNA polymerase II cis-regulatory region sequence-specific DNA binding; DNA-binding transcription factor activity, RNA polymerase II-specific
Source: RefSeq, a predicted model, not a curated record